AUGUCAUGGGAGUCCAUCGCGUCCAGGGAAUACAGUGGCUCGGCGAGUCAUCAGCUGUCAGCUACCGCCCUGCUGGGAAGCCCGGACGGGUCCCGACAUCCCCUCGACGUGUACGAAUUCGCCGAGGAGGAUUACCGGCAUCAAAACGGAAGUGGCAGUGGCCAUAACCAAUACGGCAGAUCGGGAUCUGGCCUGUGGGAGUGCCUCGUCGGGUGCAGACUCCGACUGGACCAGCAACUGGCUAGGAGAAGGGUGGAGCAGGGUCUGAAGUUGUAUCGCGCUCACAAGCAGCAGGCCGCCGUGCGAAAAUGGAGGGGUGCCCUGAAGAGCAUCAGACAACGAGAUGACAAGUUCACUCUGCUGGGGUACCUCUACCAGGCGUACAUGGACUGGGGAAAGUACAGCGACAGCAUAGACUUCGGACAUCGGCAGCUCAGCAUCUCCGAGGAGCUGGACUCCCCCAACAUGAGAGCCGAGGCGUAUCUGAACCUGGCCAGGGCUCACGAAAGACUCGGAGCUUUGGACAGGGCUCUUGCCUACGCCAGGCACAGCCUCUACAACGAGUGCGACCAGUGCGCCACCGCGGGAUUGGUUCACUUAACGGUGGGCAGAGUCCACUUGGAGCUCGCCGGAUUUUGCAAAGCUUUGGAAGCGUUUCAAAGGGCGCACAAAAUCGCCCACUCCAUUCAAGACCUCUCACUGGAAUUACAGGUGUACGUGGGUCUGUCCGAGCUGUUCUGCAGGCUCCAGGACGCGGAUAAGAGUGCCAGGUACGCAGCCAGGGCGUACGAUUUAUCUCGAAGUCUCCAGCUGGGCGACCUGAACUCUCGGCACCAUCGGGCGGCUCUUCUGCAAAUGGCGUCCGCCCUUAGGAAAAAAGGGGAGCUGGGCGACGCCCGAGACUACUGCUUGGAGGCGACCCGCCUGUCGCUGCUUUCCGGGGACCAGGCGAGCUACGCCAGGAGCAUCCGCAUCAUGGGCGACAUCUACCGAAAGAAGUCCGACAUAAACAAGGCGUUCCGGCAGUACGAAAGCGCGAUGGGAUCGGCAGCUGCGACCGGAGACCGUCUCUGCCAGAUGGAGGCGAUGGACGGCGCGGCGAGGUGCCUGGAGGCCCUGAGGCUGCAGCACAAGAUCUGCAACUGCAGGCCUCUGGAGUUCAACACGAGAUUGCUGGAGGUGGCCGGGUCGGUGGGCGCGAAGCUUCUAGUGAGGACGGUAAGGUCCAGGCUGUCGAGAAUUUACGGAUCCUUGGGCGACGAGGAGCAGCGAGGACAUCACGAGAGGCUGGCUGCCGCCAUGGAGGAAGAUUUGGAGUUACGAUGCGGAGGAUGCGGAGAGUCCUUCGGCCUGGAGACGGACUCCCUGGAGGCGCUGCCCUGUUCCCACAUAUUGCACGCCAGGUGCGCCUAUGACAUCCUGAAGAGGCGCGACAAGAAGAAGAAGCGCCUCUGCCCGGACUGCCACAAGUCGGUCAGCUCGAGACUCUAUCUCCACUGCGAGGAUCCUCACGGGAUGAACACGCUGAACCACAGUUCCUUGAGCCUGGCAUCCUUGAGGGCCAGCAGCCUGGCCACCCUGGAAGAUUGCCACGCUACCAGUAGCGUGUAACGCCGUAGAGGUCGACCUGGUCGGACGAAGAGGAGAUGAGAUUUUCCCCGGACCUGAGUUAGGCAGAUUGGCGAGGGGUUCGCUCGACUUACGGAGAAACGUUCCUGGGCCGAAUGACCCCGAUCGAAUUCCAGGAUCGUCUCGUUUUCACCGAGAAGGAUCGAUUUCUGGACCUG
Orussus abietinus is the source of this 1787-nucleotide messenger RNA. Its product is annotated as 43 kDa receptor-associated protein of the synapse homolog. The record is from RefSeq and is a predicted model, not a curated record. Gene Ontology annotation, cellular component: synapse. Gene Ontology annotation, biological process: chemical synaptic transmission. The coding region runs from base 1 to 1611 and encodes 536 amino acids. Gene Ontology annotation, molecular function: acetylcholine receptor binding; protein-membrane adaptor activity. Lineage: Eukaryota; Metazoa; Arthropoda; Insecta; Hymenoptera; Orussidae. The transcript has 10 exons.